AUGUGGCCAGCGAUUGCCGAGAUGUCAAAUUCGAGCACCUCUUCCUCUCCACGCAUUUCUCACCAGAAACCUCCAACUAAACACCACCGCGAGAGCAAAGGGCGUCCUUCUUGGACAAGACGUGUUAAGAGUUCGUUGUUCUAUGGAUCCGAGUCGAGAGACAAACCCGGGUUAAACGGUCGCGGAGAGCAUGGACCACCGGACCCUGCUAGCCCUAGUAGGAGCUACCUUCUAAAGCUCAGGGGCCGCAAAAGGAAGGGGAAAAAAGCUGCUAUCGGAGAGGCCGGGCAGAUCAACUCACGGGAGACCACCAGUGACGUGGAAACAGUAAGGAGGCUGAAGGAUGAGACGCUAUUUGAUACGUAUAAUCCUCCAAAUAUCACUGCAAGCUCUUGGGCGGAUCAACACGGACAUAAACGCACUGUUAGUCGCGAUGAUUAUUUAACCGCUCGCGGUGCAAAUCCAAGAACCGGCGUCAUUAGCCCGAGCAUUACCACCUACAGUAGCCAUUCCGACACUUCUGGUUCGCUGGAGGAACUGGUCGACCAAAAAGACCAAAAAACGAACAAAAAAUGGCGUCUAAAGGGUGAUCAGUGGAUAAGUCUCGAUAGAAACGAGGAGACACCACUCCCUUCUCCAGGUGCUGGAAAUCUCGAUGCAGACCGGGUAGUCAAUAUCGAAGAUAGAGCACGGUCUUACGUUCGCAGAUUACACCAAAGCGGUGUUCCGCACUCUCAAGUUGAGGACCGAUUUGUCGUCAAUAUGCCGUCUGCUAGGGAACCCUGCCCGCCGACCAUGACGACUCAGCAGAUCUGGGAGUUUCAGAAGGCAAUCGACAAAAUUUACAAGAACGGAGAAACAUUUCCGGAUCAUAAUCCCCCUUUAGAGCCUGUCCGAAAUAGUUCGGGUACACCGCCCAAAUCGUUGUCAAGUCGAGACUAUAGCAAAGACCGGCUAGGAGGUGUGACUGGACACGCAGCAAGGUGUGCUUACAUCCAAGAACCUAUAGAUACUACCCGCCACCCAGCUCUGCCUUCUGAACAGAGGCAUUUUUUAGGGAGCAUCGGGGCGAAGGGCGCAGAGAGAAGAAAAUCAGGCGACCUCGCUGCCCCAUCGUCACGGAUGAUGACGGCUACAUCGUUGAAAGUGUGGCGAAACCAAGAAGCUUCGCUGGCAAAAAACAAUAUUCAAAUGGGAGGUGUAGAACCUGCUCAGGGCCUGCAUUUCAGAAUGUGCUCGGGCGGUCUUUUGGACUGGAGAGACCGCAAGAGCCUUACAAUCUUAUGUCCCAAAGCCAGUUUCCAGGAGGCUGCAUCCACUAUCACUACCACUAUGACCAACAUUACCCCCCACAUGACCGGACUCCAUGGCGUAAUCACGAGUCCAAACCGAAAAGGAGAUCCAAAUCCCGCCGAAAAGACAGAACUGCGUUCUGCAUCUGCCUACCUCGCCUCUCAAAAGAAACCCGCCGAAGGGCCAGCCGCCGCCGGCUACCAAAAUCAUACAGUAAUUACGCGCAAUCCCGUGGACCAGGCCAAGGGUAUGGCACGCACUGCGCUUGUGCUUGUGCAUCCUUCUGCCUCCGUAUGA
Messenger RNA from Coccidioides posadasii C735 delta SOWgp, 1590 nucleotides. Lineage: Eukaryota; Fungi; Ascomycota; Eurotiomycetes; Onygenales; Onygenaceae. The record is from RefSeq and is a predicted model, not a curated record.